Messenger RNA from Naumovozyma dairenensis CBS 421, 321 nucleotides. It is a transcript of the gene RPP1B, whose product is annotated as ribosomal protein P1 beta. Gene Ontology annotation, cellular component: cytosolic large ribosomal subunit; ribosome. The coding region runs from base 1 to 321 and encodes 106 amino acids. The transcript has 2 exons. The record is from RefSeq and is a predicted model, not a curated record. Gene Ontology annotation, biological process: cytoplasmic translation; translational elongation. Gene Ontology annotation, molecular function: ribonucleoprotein complex binding; protein kinase activator activity; structural constituent of ribosome. Lineage: Eukaryota; Fungi; Ascomycota; Saccharomycetes; Saccharomycetales; Saccharomycetaceae.
AUGUCUGACGCUAUCAUCUCUUACGCCGCUUUCAUCUUAGCUGAUGCUGGUUUAGAUAUCACCAGUGAAAACCUAUUGUCUGUCACCAAAGCUGCUGGUGCCUCUGUCGAAAACGUCUGGGCUGAUGUUUACGCUAAGGCUUUAGAAGGUAAGGAUUUGAAAGAAAUCUUAUCUGGUUUCCACAAUGCUGGUCCAGCUGCUGGUGCUGCUGCUGCUUCCGGUGCUGCUGCUUCUGGUGAAGCUGCCACUGAAGCUGCUGCUGAAGAAGAAGCUGAAGAAGAAGAAUCUGAUGCUGACAUGGGUUUCGGUUUAUUCGAUUAA